Messenger RNA from Quercus robur (English oak), 1596 nucleotides. RefSeq lists its product as uncharacterized. The record is from RefSeq and is a predicted model, not a curated record. NCBI's taxonomy places the organism in Eukaryota, Viridiplantae, Streptophyta, Magnoliopsida, Fagales, Fagaceae. Bases 265 to 1347 code for a protein of 360 amino acids. The transcript has 2 exons.
ACACGCGCUUACACGCGCCCCACGCGCCAGCUCCGUUUCGCGAACUGCCACGUCAGCCCUAGUGUGACGUCACCCUGCUACGUCAGCACACGUCAGCCGUUGACUGGACCAGACUUGACCGUUGACUUUGACCGUUGACCGUUGACCAAGUCAAAAUUUUUCAACAGGACCUGUCUUGCUCAGUUUUUCGCGUAGAUUCUGAUUUUGGACUCCGUUUCUGCAUUUGAGGUAUCUAAAUAUCACUUUUUGGUCAUUUUCUUCAUUAUGGCUCAACAAAGUGAACGAGAUAUCAUACGUCCUAUCACCAUCAUGUUGGAUGGUCCUACUAGCUAUCAUGCAUGGUCUCAGAAUAUGACCGUCUUUCUCAAGGGUCGUAAACUGUGGAGAUAUGUGACUGGUUCAAUUCCUAAGCCAGUACCAAACCCUAAGUCCAAAGCCACAGCUGCUGAAGAGUCUUCCAAGACUGCUGUUACAACAGAUGAUUAUGAAGAACGUCUAGAAGAAUGGGAGAGUAUUCAGAGUAAGAUCUUAUCUUGGUUUAUCAAUACCUCUAUUCCCUCCAUUCAUAAUCUUCUUCCUCGUCUUGAAACUGCUGAGGCUGCUUGGAAAUUUUUGGUCGAUCGUUAUAACUGCACUAAUGAUUCAAGCUUGGAGUUUCACAUUGAAUCAAAGCUUUAUCAAAUGCGCCAAGAGACAGGUCAGUCUAUUUCUGAUUUUUAUUCUCAGACUUCUACUAUGUGGGAACAACUCUCUGCUGCAGAUCCUCCACUGGUGUGUUCUAAGGACAUUGAGCUCUUUGUCAAAUAUCGGGAUCGCCGUAGAUUUAUGCACUUCAUGAUGGGUUUACGUGAGGAUUUUGAGCCUACUAGGGCUUCUCUACUUAGCCGGUCUCCUACUCCUUCUCUUGAUGCUGCAGUAAAGGAGCUCAUUUCUGAGGAGAAUCGUCGGCCCACUUAUCACAUGACAUCAUCUGAUCAUGUCUUGGCUACACCCUCACCACAGCCUCCUAUUGUUGCAUUCACUGCUCCUCCGCGAAUAAACUCCGGGCGUCCCACCUCUCAGUCUUCCAAAGGUGCUCACUGCAAGUUUUGCCGUGCCAAAGGCCAUGACAUCUCUGUUUGUCGUAAGCUACAGAAAUUUGUGCAAGAACAGAAUAAAGCUUCUCUUCCUCAGGCAGCUGCUGUAUGUCCUUCAGAUCCAUCGGUUCCUACAGGUCCAUCUUUGGCUUCCUCACUUACUACGGCUGAUAUUGAGGCAGUUGUUCAACAGGUUUUAUCCCGCACUUCCACUGCCCUUUCUGUCACCUCAGGAUCCCCGGACGGGUCAAGUGCUUGGGACAGGCCGUAAGGUUGGUCGCAUGUUUAAGGUUCAUGACUUGAAGAUUCCUUCACAAGUUGUUUCUGCAGCUGCUACCACUGCCACCUCCUCACCUGAUCUAUGGCAUGCUCGUCUUGGUCAUCCAUCCUUAUCUCGUCUUCAAUUGUUAGCUUCUCAAGGUCAUUUAGGUUCAGUUCAGUUUUCAAAAUUUGAUUGUACUUCCUGUCAUUUUGGUAAACAAACUAAAUUGCCAUUUAAUAAAAGUGACUCCUUUUCUUC